AGUGUUUAUUGUGAAUUUUUCUGAAUCUAAAUAUAUUUAUCAAAUCUUUAACUUUUCAGUGCUUUAUUUAAGUGAUAUUACAUGGUUUCCAGUCAUUCAGUGUUAUUUGUUAUGUAUUUCAGGUACACUAAGUGUAAAAUACAUCCACCAUGACCGAUGUUGAAGUUCCCAAUGCCCCCGUGUUGAGCGGCGGUGCUAUGGAUGUGAACACAGCUCUACAGGAAGUCUUGAAGACUGCUCUCAUCCACGGUGGUCUAGUACAUGGUCUCCAUGAGGCAGCCAAAGCUCUGGACAAGAGACAAGCAGUUUUAUGUGUAUUGGCUGAGAACUGCGAUGAAGAUGCAUACAAGAAAUUAGUUCAGGCACUCUGCAAUGAACAUCAAAUUCCUCUUGUCAAGGUUGACAACAACAAGAAACUCGGUGAAUGGGCUGGUCUAUGCAAAAUUGACAAGGAUGGCAAAGCGAGAAAAAUUGUUGGAUGCUCAUGUGUAGUUAUCAAAGACUUCGGUGAGGAGACUCCAGCCCUGGAUGUACUAAAAGACUACUUGAAAUCUUCAAGCUAAUCUCUAGGUUUAUGAUAUAAUUAAAAAACCAAAAAAAAAUAAACUAGUUUUAUUAGUAAUAAUACCCAUUA
Pieris napi is the source of this 634-nucleotide messenger RNA. It is a transcript of the gene RpS12, whose product is annotated as 40S ribosomal protein S12. The record is from RefSeq and is a predicted model, not a curated record. The transcript is spliced from 5 exons. Gene Ontology annotation, molecular function: structural constituent of ribosome. Gene Ontology annotation, cellular component: cytosolic small ribosomal subunit; ribosome. The coding region runs from base 150 to 563 and encodes 137 amino acids. Gene Ontology annotation, biological process: translation. NCBI's taxonomy places the organism in Eukaryota, Metazoa, Arthropoda, Insecta, Lepidoptera, Pieridae.